UUCCGGCUCCUGCACCGGCUCCGGCUCCGGCUCCUUUUCCAGCUCCCGCACCGGCUCCGGCUCCUUCUCCAGCUCCUUUUCCAGCUCCCGCACCGGCUCCGGCUCCUUCUCCAGCUCCACUUCCAGCUCCGGCUCCUGCCCCAGCUCCUGCAUCAGCUCCUUUCCCAGCUGCGGCUCCAGCUCUCGCCCCGGCUCCUUUUCCGGCUCCCUUUCCAGCUCCCGCAGCGGCUCCGGCUCCUUCUUCUCCAGCUCCCGCAGCGGCUCCGGCUCCUGCUCCAGCUCCUCUUCCAGCUCCAGCUGCGGCGUCUCCAUGUUGUACGCCGUCCGGCGCGGCCGCAGGCCCGGCGUCUAUCACACCUGGAAGGAGUGUAAAGACGAGGUGAACGGCUUCCCCGCCGCCCGCUUCAAGAAGUUCGCCACGGAGGAGGAGGCCUGGGCCUUUGUCCGCGGGCGGGACGGCCCCGCAGGCCAGAAGAGCGUCGGCGAGAGCGAGGCGGGGCCGGGCAGCCCGGCGGAGAAGAGGGGCCGGGAACCGUCCUCCCCUGACCGCGACGAGCCCCCGGCCAAACACCCCAAGCCCCAGCCCGGCCCGGAGCCUCUCGUCAGCAGAGACGAGUUCUCUUACGUGGGCGAGUCCGCCGUCGUGUACACCGACGGCUGCUGCUGGAGUAACGGGCGGAGACGGGCGCGGGCCGGCAUCGGCAUCUACUGGGGGCCCGGCCAUCCUCUAAAUGUCGGCGACAGGCUCCCCGGACGUCAGACGAAUCAAAGAGCGGAAAUCCACGCGGCCUGCAGGGCCAUCGAGCAGGCGAAGAAUCAGAACAUCGACAAACUGGUCCUCUACACGGACAGCAUGUUCACCAUAAACGGCAUCACCAGCUGGGUUAAGGGCUGGAAGGAAAACGGCUGGAAGACCAGCACCGGGAAGGACGUCAUCAACAAAGAAGACUUCAUCAAGCUAGACGAGCUUACGCGGGGAAUGGAUAUUCAGUGGGUGCACGUUCCCGGACACGCGGGAUUCGUCGGCAACGAAGAGGCCGACCGGCUGGCGAGAGAGGGGGCCCGGAAAGCGGAAGACUCGUCGUAGCGUCCCGCGGUCUCCCGGGAGAGCCCCGAGGCCCUCGGGACCCCGCGUGGGGAUGACGGCUCGCCCGCGGGACGGACCCCCGCGGCGGACCGGUGGAACCGCUCUUCCCUCCUCCGUCGGUCGGCCGUCAUUUGGAACGGUUGGUCCCGUCCCGUCCCGUCCCGUGUCCCGUCCCGUCCCCCCCCCCCCCGCUAGCCCGGAGAUAUCGGGCGGCGGCUGACCGGUGCGGAUCCCGGGACCCGAAGAAGGGAUUUCGAGCCCGUCGGAGCUCCGCGUGGUAGAUCCCCUUCCCGGCGAGCGGCACCGUUCGGCGGGGGAGCGCGAAGGAGGAGAUGCCUGUUCCGGUUUGCUCCCGAGGCAGAUCCUCCCUGCCCCGGCGGACGCCCUCGGGACCGUCGAAGUCGGCGGUUUCCCGUCGGGAGCGGGUUCGUCGCGAGAGCCGGAUGCGCGGGAUGCCGCGGGCGGGUGACGGAACUGAAAUCCGCCUUCUAGUAGGCGACGAGGGCGAGCGCGGCCGGCCGGAAGUGAAAAACCGAAACCGGGAACCGUCAUCCGGCUGGGUGAUGCAUCCCGGAGACUUCGCGACAGCUUGGCCCAGGCGGGCGGAGGUCGUGAAAGCCCUACCUGAGAUUCCUCUGGUCGGACGAAGGGACGCCCUCGUUAACGUCGCCGUUACGACCGGUUCCUCUUUUUCCUCUCCGGAUUUUGCCCCGGCUUUGCUCGAGCUGCUUCUAGGGGCUGGCCGGGAUCUCGCACCGAUCGGGCUCUCCUCCUCAUUCACCACCGGAAACUACCUUUGCAGUCUAAGAAACUCCGCUUUGCCUUUUAAAAAAAAAAAAUAAAAUAAAGUCAGAUUUCGUUUUAGCUUAA
Messenger RNA from Ornithorhynchus anatinus (platypus), 1957 nucleotides. It is a transcript of the gene RNASEH1, whose product is annotated as ribonuclease H1. The transcript has 8 exons. The record is from RefSeq and is a predicted model, not a curated record. The coding region runs from base 311 to 1087 and encodes 258 amino acids. Gene Ontology annotation, biological process: DNA replication, removal of RNA primer. Lineage: Eukaryota; Metazoa; Chordata; Mammalia; Monotremata; Ornithorhynchidae. Gene Ontology annotation, molecular function: nucleic acid binding; magnesium ion binding; RNA-DNA hybrid ribonuclease activity.